AUGUCGCAAGCAGCGCCAGUCAGCUGGCUGAAGGGUAUCUGGCCGAGGCAAACGGAAGAUAACCAAGUGCCUAAGUGCGAUACCCCCAUCGUCGUGCACUACACACGUUACUGGCUGCCUCCGCCAAUCGAGCCAAGCGAAGACUCCGAGGGCGAUGCCGACGUUGCUGUAGCCGUGGAAGUUGUUCUGGAGCCAUACGUACUCUGGUGCUGCCUGCUGCGCAGCGUUACAGGCUGCAAAUUGCGCUUCUCACCGUCUUUAUACGAUGAAUUUGUCGGCGGAGCGAUGCCGGCUGCCUUCGUUGGCGAUUCUGCAUGUUACGGAGGAGCGCCGCUGCGGCAGGAGAGCUUGCUGAGCCACCUGCUGCUCAAUCUGCCCACAGCCUCAGCUGAGGUGCUUGAACAGCUGAGCAGCAGAUUCGCGCUCUAUGAGGCGUUUAAAAAGCCCGAUGGUAGCGCCAAAAUCACAAGCGACUCGCAGUUCUACCAUAGUGCCAGCUCCAUUCUCCCGGUAUACGUCGAGAAGCACCUGCGCUACGCCGUACUAUUUUUCAUCUGGGUGUUCCCGAAGAUAUCGCAAAAUGUCACCAAGAGGAUUGUCGUCAAUUCGACGCCCUGGCCGUACGGAUACUACGUGUUCAACAAGAGGUCGAAAGAGAUCGCAAGGACGUGCGCGCAGUGUGGGUAUUCCGACAUCGCAUUCACAAUCAAGGAGCUGGCGCUGAUGCUGCGGGAGCUGCAGCGCAUUCUGCAGAACGACGCGCCCUCACUCAACCACAGUGCAGGCCCGGUUACUGGAUGGAAGGCUCCGUAUUCGCAAAUCUCACGGUACUCUUCAGCAUACCGUGCCACGGUAGGAUAUGCAUUCACCAAAACCGAUAUCACGCAUUCAGGGGUUGAGGAGCUGCUCGCGUUGCACCGCGAGUUCUACGACUUGAAGUCGUACUGCGCGGUAGUGAAUCGCACCUAUAACGUAGCCGACCUGCCACCGCCGUACCUCUGUGGAAACACGUUCCCAGUCAGCUACUUUGUCAAGGAGCCCUCGGCGUGCAUGGCGCUGCUGGGGUCUGUAUGGGAGCACAUCAAGAGCAUCCCUCAGCUAACGAUUAUGCAGUAA
Babesia bigemina is the source of this 1116-nucleotide messenger RNA. RefSeq lists its product as hypothetical. The transcript is spliced from 2 exons. Bases 1 to 1116 code for a protein of 371 amino acids. The record is from RefSeq and is a predicted model, not a curated record. NCBI's taxonomy places the organism in Eukaryota, Apicomplexa, Aconoidasida, Piroplasmida, Babesiidae.